UACAAGUGUGAAAAAUGUGGCAAUACUUUUAACUAUGGCUCAAGCCUUCAUAGACAUAAGAGAAUUCAUACUGGAGAGAAACCCUACAGAUGUAAUGAAUGUGGCAAAGCUUUUAACUGCUGUUCACACCUUACAAAACAUAAGAGAAUUCAUAGUGGAGAGAAACCUUACAAAUGUGAAGAAUGUAGCAAAGCCUUUUACACAUAUCUCAAGCCUUAAUACACAUAAGAGAAUUCAUACUGGAGAGAAACCUUACAAAUGUGAAGAAUGUGGCAAAACAUUUAACUGUAGCUCAAACCUUCAUUCACAUAAGAGAAUUCAUACUGGAGAAAAACUCUACAAAUGUAAAGACUGUGACAAAGCCUUUAACAAAUAUGCACAUCUUACUGUACAUAAAAAUAUUCAUACUGGAGAAAAACCCUACAAAUGUGAAGAAUGUGGCAAAGCGUUUAACACAUAUGCAUACCUUUCUGUACAUAAAAGAAUUCAUACUGGAGAAAAACCCUACAAAUGUAGAGAAUGUGGCAAAGCUUUCAAGUGGUGCUCAGACCUUACUGCACACAAUAGAGUUCACACUGGAGAGAAACCUUACAAAUGUGAACAAUGUGGCAAAACUUUUAAGUAUAGCACAAACCUUCAUAAACAUAAGAGAAUUCAUACUGGAGAAAAACUAUACAAAUGUAAAGACUGUGGCAAAGCCUUUAAUGAAUAUGCACAUCUUACUGUACAUAAAAAUACUCAUACUGGAGAAAAACCGAACAAAUGUGAAGAAUGUGGCAAAGUAUUUAACACAUAUGCAUACCUUUCUGUACAUAAAAAAAUUCAUACUGGAGAGAAAUCCUACAAAUGUAAUAACUGUGGCAAAACUUUUAACUAUAGCUCAAGCUUUCAUAGACACAAGAGAAUUCAUGCUGGAGAGUAACUACAAAUGUAAUGAAUGUAUGAAAUCUUUUAACUGUUUGUAACAUAGUAAACAUAAAAAAUUCAUUUUGAGGAGAAACCCUAUAAAUGUGAGGAAUUUGGCAAAGCCUUGAAUCAGUGCUCAUAGCUUUCUAAGCAUACAUACUAAAUAUAAACCUUACCAAUAUGAAGAAUGUUGCAAAGCCUUAAGUUAGUACUGACACCUUUAUAAACAUAAG
Molecule: messenger RNA, 1139 nt
Organism: Otolemur garnettii (small-eared galago)
Lineage: Eukaryota; Metazoa; Chordata; Mammalia; Primates; Galagidae
Product: zinc finger protein 724-like
Exons: 2
Coding region: 35-922 (295 amino acids)
Cellular component (GO): nucleus
Source: RefSeq, a predicted model, not a curated record